Messenger RNA from Neodiprion fabricii, 9370 nucleotides. RefSeq names its product zinc finger protein 836-like. The transcript has 4 exons. Gene Ontology annotation, molecular function: RNA polymerase II cis-regulatory region sequence-specific DNA binding; DNA-binding transcription factor activity, RNA polymerase II-specific. The record is from RefSeq and is a predicted model, not a curated record. Lineage: Eukaryota; Metazoa; Arthropoda; Insecta; Hymenoptera; Diprionidae. Gene Ontology annotation, biological process: regulation of transcription by RNA polymerase II. Gene Ontology annotation, cellular component: nucleus. Bases 812 to 8197 code for a protein of 2461 amino acids.
UAACACUGGGGCACAUCAUAACUACACUACACGUCAGUGAGGCAUGAUAAUGCAAGUGUAGGCGGGACGGGGCUUAAAACAAGUAAACAAAUCGAAGCUAAGCAACAGCGCAGCGUGACUACGUAUAAAACGGCCAGUGAGCCACACAAGGACUUGACUUAUUUAUCGCGACGCGAUUGAAGCAGCGGCGGAAACUGUUUUAUUUACCCGGGGAGUUCAUUUCCUUAUCGCUGGGUCCAAUGUUCGUUACCCUCUCUUUGUAUCCAGUUGUACAUACUUACGUAUUUUACACCUUACCUCGUUGAAAUUCGAGCCACGUUGCUGGGAGACGAUGCAUCUACUCGCCCCACAAUAGAUUCGUGCCUGCAGCGGAAAAUCCUUGCGGUGAUUAUCAACGAUCUCAUGAUAUCGUGUAGCUGCAUUUACAGCACCGAGCAGUUCGGAUCUAAAAACGACCACAAAUCCCGGCCACGUCGUCCCUGCGUGUCCCAUGUAACGCGUUCGGAGAGAGCUGUUGCUACCGUGCCCGGCUUCUCGGUGUUUGUGAGUGUCGGUCAGUCAAGCAAAUGGCCGCCCGUCGUGUCGGUGAGUGCUUGUUUCUUGGUGCGCGCAACGCGGCGGCGCAGUUCGUCUUUUUGUGAAAACAAGAGAGGGCACGGAACGUUGCGAGCAUCGACAGUUCGGUUAAAAAUCCGAGAUAAUCUUACUUUUUAAUUCGAUCUUCCACGGCUGGACAAGCGAGAUGCUGCUGAUAGAAGUAGACGCAACGUUGAUAGAUAUUUGAGUGAUUACGUCACGGUUCAACCUCGAAAUGGCUCGGUCUUUCACCUACGACAGGCCUCUGGAUGUCAAAAUCAUACCCGUUUCCGAGAAUUCGAAUCACGAGUUUCAGACAUUAUUGGGGAUCAAGAAAGAAGUGGAAGAUGUUCCGUCGGAUGAGGAAGUCGGACUAUCUGAAUUCGAAUCAGCAAAUAAUCUCGAGCUCUCAUCCGUAAAUACAUCAAAAGUUAAACCCAACGAUGGCAAAGGUGAAAACCAUCCUCACGUGGUGGCAAAAUUUCGUGAUCUUUUGACACGGUCAGGACAGAGUUAUGGAAUAACUGGAAAAAAAAGGAAACGUGAACGUGAAUACAAGACAGAGGACAAACUAAAUUCAUGUGAAGUGGAUAGAAUUAAAAGGCGUAGAUCUGGUUCAAGUGUCACAUCAGAAAUACCAAAUCACAGGUGUGAAUUGGGUAUUACAUCAGAAAGACGUAAUACAAGGUCUUCGAUCCGUCAAAAAAUAUGUUCAAACUCUGAUAAUGUGGAUAAAAAUAGCAUGUUGAAUUCGUCAGACCUAAACGAAAUUGGUGACAAAGCUAAAAAUGAAAUCAAUAGCAAUUCAAUCCCGAUGACUGUUUUGCGUAAGAGUGCAAACAUGCAUUGUGAUAUCUGCGGUUUGUGUUUUACAAGCCAUCAGAAUUUACAAGCGCAUAAAAGUUAUUAUUCUACAGAUGGAAAAUACAAAUGUAACAUUUGCGGCUUAAGGUUUCCCAGACUUAUGUUGUUAUCGAGACACAAGAGGAUUGCGCAUUCCGGCAUACCCCAUAAAUACUGGUAUCGAAACAAAUGUCAUAUUUGUAUGGAUCGCUUUAAAAAAAAAUUAAGCUUGAUUGUACACAUAUCACAUUUGCAUGCCAAAGAAUUGGCAUCGAAUAAAAAAAGUAAAAGCUUGUACAAAGAAGUAGUUCUACGUCACAUAGCGAUAGGAAAAAGAAGGAAAACGCAAGCAUGUGUAGAUAACUCUGAGUUUAGCGUGAAAUCUGCUCCACCAAUCAAUUCUAACAACUAUGAAGUAUCAUUGGACGAAAUAACUACGUUUUACCAAGAUUUCAUAGAGUCUGUGGGAGAUCCAAAUAAUGAAGACGCACACGUUGGUGAAACACUGAGCGUUCAACAAGAUGCUGAGUAUCAGAAUAUCUCACUAGAUAAUCAAGCUACUAAGGGUGCUGUCAAUUCUGAUUGUAAAAAAGUCAGUACAAGUUCAACUGGACAAAGAUUGGAGUACGUCGAAGCAUCAAAUUUAGCCCAGUGCGAUAGAGUCAAAGUUAUCGAGCAACAAAAACUCGAACCAUUAAUUACUGAUUCAGAACAAACAUCCAUAGGAUUAAAAAAACCCCAAGAAAUAAUCGGUAAUAGUGCGUGUAGUUCAAAGAAAGUGUUGAAUGAAAACAAAGGUAUGCAAGAAUCAAAAGAGCAUACUAAGAAACUAAAUGAAUUACCACUUGGGAGUGACAGAGGCCUCUCAACUUUUUCAGAAGAUGUUUCACUGCAACUACAACAAGAUUCAGUUCAGCGCCUAGGGAAAUCAGCCAAUGAGUCUAUCGCAUACAAAUUCAAUCCGCAGCAAGAUGCUACAAAUGAGAAGAAACGACCACCGUUACUUGAACAGUUGAAUUAUCAGGUAGGCACAGUUUUAUCACACGGUGAAUUAGGAGAAAAAGUUGACGUAACCACAGUGAAUGCUGACGUUGAUAAUUCAGCUGUGAAACGUAUUAAUUUAAUAAAAACUGAUGAUUUUGGAGAGUCACGCCAGUCAAAUUUUAUCAGUUGUCAAGAUAAAGACAUUGAUAAUAGAAACUGCGAAUCAAUUUCCCUUACAAUGGCUGUUUCAUCCUCAAGUAUUCCUUCGACAGGUUCGCAGAGUGUUGAAUUCCAUGAUGCAACCAUGCUAAGAAGUUAUGAAAUGUCGAAUUACCGAAAUAUUAAAGAUGUUAGAGUGUCGCUGGUAAAAUUAGAGAAUAUGGUGGAUUUGCCAAAAAUUAGAACUCCAAAAUCGUCGGUUUGCAAAAUUACUAGAUUAUUGAAUACUGAAAAGCCGAAUUGUUAUGUAGAUGAAAAACCUUUCGCAAAUAGAGAAAGAUGGCGUAUUUCUAGGCAGAAUCAACGAAAAAAAGUUGAAUACUAUAAAAAAUCACGAUCAUUUGUUGAAAAAAAGCACGGUACUAUUGGUUACUGUCCACAGGUACUUUCAAAUGACGGUGGGUCAGAGGAACGUGGGGAAUGGGAAACUGCGAAACCCACAGAUAGACAUUGUUACGUUUGUAACAAAUUUUUUCAAAAUAAGGGAUUACUGGUAUCUCAUUAUAUAAAGAUACAUGUAGAGCCUGGAUCUUUUCGAUGUUGUUUGUGUAAUGCACAUCUUAAGAGUCCAAAAAGGUUAAGGAUCCAUUUGUUUAAGCACUGUAAUAUGCCAAUUGAAAAAAUCUUUCUGAAAUUCUGUAGAUCUUGCAAGAUAGAAUUGAAUAUGUUUUCAUUAAAAACCCUUUGUGUAAGUUGUGAAAAAGGAUACAAGCUCAAUAGGCUUAAAUUUGUACAAUCAAAAUUGGAAUAUAUUCCCAUGUCGAAUAAUCAGCGAUUAGCUCAUACGCUAGCGUGUAAGAAAAUAUGCUCUUCAGACAACGGUCGUGAAUUGCUACAUGAAACACCAGUUGUGAUGAAUUCAAACGAUGUCAACGUUAUCUCGGUAGCCGAGGAUUCUACUAAAAACGGUUUGAAAGUUGAAUGUUCAAUAACUUCCGACGAAAUUUCCAAAAAUUCAAAAUGCUUGGGAUCUAAUAGUUCUUUUUCUCAAAGUAGUACAGCGCAUACUGAUUUAGAAUAUCGCAAACCGAAAGCCCAGAUUGGUGUUAUAUCUGAUGAUUGUAAAAAGAUAACCAGGACUUGUAAUUACAAAACUAGAACGAAAACUUUGAAAGUAGGAUCAAAAAACCGCUUCAAAUCAAUACGUUUUUUCACACAUGAUAAACGAUGUACCAAAAAUUUGAUGACUCGACGGAGGCACGAACUUUUCAAAAGAAAAAGCAUGGGAAAACGUAUUAAUCAGCCUCAUUUUCGCAGCAAUACCAAAAAGUUUUUCUAUCACAGGUGCAAGACAUGUGGAUUGAAUUGUUGUUGCGGUAAAAAUUUGAAAAUACACGAAAGACGCUAUUCGACAAAUGGAAAGAAUGCUUGUAAAAUGUGUGGACUAAUAUUUGCUUGGAAACACGAAUUGGUUAUACAUAUGAAAACGGCUCAUAAUCCGAAACCCCUAUUUUCUAGAAGAAUCAGGUGCGAAAUUUGCAAUCAGGGUUUUUAUAAUAAAAAGUUCCUCAGGAUUCACCUCGCUCAUUUUCACAACAUUAAAUACUUUCAAUGCCAAGUCGGUAAAAUAAAAUUCGACACCAGUCAAUACUUGAAUGACCAUAGGCGAUAUUAUUCAAAAACUAUUAUCCUACCGUGCGAUUGUUGUGAUCAAACAUUUAAUUGUAAAUAUGCAUUAGAAUACCACAAAGUGCAUAUCCAUAAUCCCGAGGAACCAAAGGUCUAUAAGUAUUCGUGUGAUAGGUGUGACUGCGCAUUUCCCGAUAAAUUGUCACUGCAAGCUCAUAUUGGACACUUGCAUGUGGUUCAAGAUCAUGAUUCCCUCGUGACGACGUCUAUGAAAGGUGCACAUGCACCAGCGGAUCUACAUCUCGAAGACAUCGGGUUCUCAAAUAAAACCGAAGACGCGUUUAUCAAUUCAAACGUUGAAAUGAAUAAUUCAAAUGCUCGUAAACAUGAAAAUGAAAUUCAAUGCGAAGAAACAAUGCAUGAAAUUACGAAUAGUGCCACCACCAGGACACAUAUUCUGAGUCAAUAUAAAUGCGACAUAUGCAAGAUUAGUUUCGUGGAGCCACAUAAUAUGCUCGACCAUGAAUGGGAAUAUUCUAAUUAUGGUACCAAUGCAUGUGAUGUGUGUAACCGAAAGUUUAUGACUAAGUCACAUCUAAAAAAACACAAGGUUAAACACUUUCGAAGAGAUGUGAUUUGUAAAUAUAAGUGUCAUGUUUGCAAGGAAGAUUUUCUAACGGAAGAUGAUUUGAAAAUGCAUGGACUGCAUUUACACGGACCUCAGUUUAUGUUCGAGAAAUUUUCUGAAAGGAGUGAUAGUCGCGAAUCUAGCAUGUCAAGUUGUAAAAAGAUUAACGAUUCCGAUGGUGUUUCCAAGUUAUCCAUCAACGAUAACACCGAUAAUAGUUUGGGAGUUAUGGGUAGUGAAAUAGCUGAAAAUGAAAGAAUACUAUUGUUUCAAAAAAUUUCAAACAGAUUAUCUGCGGAACUGCUGCAUCGAAAUUCAACUGAAGAAACAUAUUGCUGUGAUUUCUGUACAGCAAGAUUUGGUACCUGGUGCUUAUUGAAGAACCAUAUGAAAAAACAUGCCUACUGUCCAUAUUAUACAAAUUCUUCCAAGUAUCUCUGCUUGAUCUGUAAAAAUACAUUUCGGACUAACGAUAUUUUGAGAGCUCAUGUUAUACAUUAUCAUACAUUAGAUCACAAACAAUCGACUACAACUAAACCGGAAUCUUCGGAAGAAUCUAUUCUUGACGAAUCACUUAAAUCCCAAACGGGCGUUAAUCGUGAUCCGACGAGGGUCAGUGAUCGGGACGUCCAGGAUACUGUGGAAACUUUACCUUCUAAACACGCAGCUCUAAAUCAGUCUUUUAGUUUGCCCAAACACUGCAACGCAGUCAAUGACUCAGGUACCAUUCCAUCCGAAACAAAAAUUCAAUCAUUCAAUCCCACAGAUAACGCUCACGUACUUCAGCACAACCAUGACCAUCCUCCUUCACUAUCGCAAGAGAUUCAAUGCAAAACGAAUACUAUUCUGGGGGAUAGUGACUCAGGUCAGAGUAAUGAUGAAAAUUCCCGUGACACUGAAUCUACGAUCGUUCAUACAAUUGAAAAUAUUUCGCCACAAGCCGAGGUAACGUCAGUAUCAGUCAACGAAGAAUGGUUUAUCGGCGAUUUGAAAAAUUUGAUAUGUACAAUUUGCACACAGAACUUUGAUUCCACCGAAGAAAUUCAAGCACAUUUCACUUCUGUUCAUAUGAUGAAUGGGGAGUAUGCAUGUACGUUUUGUGGGGAAAUAUUCUCAUACUUCAUGGACCUGAAACAGCACAUUUUCAGACUCGAUGAAGAUUCCGAAAAUUAUACAUGUCGUGAAAAGUACCGGCAACUCGCAGAACUAGCUGGUAACACAAGUUCACUCAAAAAUCAUAAAGGAAGUAAGCAAAACGAGAAAAAUUUACAGCUCUUAUCAUUAGAUGAAGCUGACAUCCCUUCAAAAUCUACUGAAAUACCAAGUUCAAAUAGUUUGAUUAACUUGGGUACAUUUAACAUUUGUGAUGAAUCUUUUCCAAACAUUACGACUUCGUUGAAACAUUGGGACUCAUGUUUUGGUAAGGAUCGGUUCCGGUGCGAUAUUUGUGAUAUUAUGUUCAUAGAUCAGAGUGUAUUGAACAAACAUAACAUGAAGCAUUGCCAACAAGGACAAGAGCCUCAUAAUUUUGCCAGGAACCAAUCGAGCUUCCGAUUAAAUGUUAAUGAUCGAACCUUUCAAAUUCGUAUGCAAUAUGGAGACGUGCUAGCUAAUAAACUGCAGGAUGGGGCCCUUAUUACAAGCAGCUUAGUGAACACAAAUAUUUCCGGUGAAGUAAGAAGAGGUCCUAUCUCAAGUGAUAAAAUAUUAAAACACAUUACAUCAUCCAGAUUGCGAGCCCAAAUUGCUAAAAUACUACAUAUCGAUGACAAUGAAGAUGAACCUAAUGUUAAUACACAAAUCAUUUCUACAAAUGCUGCAUCUUCAAAAGUUGACUUGCAAUUGAGCUUUGAAUCACAGCAAGACACCGACUUAUCGAAUAAACUUGACGUUGUAGAAAGAUGUGAAACAGAACAGUCAGUUGGGGAAUUUAUACAAAUUAAUUCUUCUCGCUUCCACCGCGACGUAAGUUCAAUUGUUACUUAUCCAGUACAGUCAACUCCAUCAGCCGAUAUACUGAAUUCAAGUGAUGAAAAAUCGUCUUACAAAAUGUUGAUAGCAAGUACUAAUGAUGACGAUGAAACUGAAAAACGACACGCUCCCAUCAAACAUAUUGAAAAUAAAUGUACACAACAGAAACAACCAUCGUUGCAAUCACAUGUUUUGAGCGCUGGUCAAAAUUCAGCAUCCAUCGUACCCACCAUUCGUAGUUCAAGAAUGCUUGACCACACGCAUAUUCCAUCCAGCCAAAAAUUAAGACCAAGCGAUUGCGCAGAUGAGAAACGGUUGGAAAUUGUACCCCUUUCUUCAGAUAGCAACGGUAACUCAACCUAUUUCAUCCUUAUUAAACCCAUAGUCGGUAGUUCUAAUGACACUGAGGCAUUGGAUGCAGUACGUACUCCCAUUGAAAAAUCUCCUCUGAGAGAAUACCCUAGUAAAAGACUUCCAAGAUCGAUACCGUCAACAUCAGGCUCCGAUGUCCGCCUACUCUAUUACAAAUGCGUUGAGUCUUCCCUAGACUCUCCCAGUGAGCGUGUCGAUAACAAGCCAACAGUAAUACAGAGAGGUCAUAAUCUCAAGCCUCACUUGCAUGGCGGUAUCCAGAAGCUACGUUUAAAAAUACUUCCAAAUCGAUCAAAUAUUGUCAUUAGUCCGCUGCGUGGUUCCCCUUACGAAUGGAACAGUAAAGCGGGCAAUAGUGGUGGGAAUAAUUUACACAAUGCUUCCGAUCCACGCGGCGUGAGUUCUGGAAGUAAUGACAAUACGACGAUAUUGACACGUUUCAACAUGGUUGGUGAUUCUCCAACCUACCCUGUCUUGAAUUCAUCGCAUGAUGGUGAGCAGAAAGGCGUAGAUGAUCGUGCAAACGAUGCUCAUAAAGAAUUAAAAUUUAAUAAAUUUAGAAAAAAUAUCUUGCGAUGCAGGUAUUGCACAAUGUUAUUCAAAGAAAAAAAUCAGCUACUUGAACAUAUGCUGAUACACAAGGCGAAUAAUCAAUGCCCUGCAUGUGGAUUGAGUUUUUCCAACGAUAAAGCACUCCAACAACACUUACCCGAGCAUCGAAGCUCGAGAUGUAUCGAAUGCAACAAGGUUAAUUUCUUCAAUGAUCCUCCUUGCUAUCCUGCAGGAACAUUUGUGUUUUGUUCUGAAUGUAAAGCUGUGCUACCACCUCCAUUGCGAACAUUAACACAGUCGUCAACAAAUUUGAACCGUCGUAUUAUGAAAUGCGGCAUCUGCAUGGAGACUUUUAACACCAUUUCUCAAAUGUCUGUUCACUUCAGGAAUACCCAUUUGUCAUUCGUUUGCUCGAUUUGUAGUUUGGGAUUCAGUUCGCAGAUUAACUUAAAUAAACACAUUGAAGCCCAUAAGGCAAAAUAAAAUUAAAUAAUGUAUAUAAAGUAUAAACAGUCUUUAAGCACAAAAAAAAAUAAAUAAAUAAAUAAUAAAAAAACGAAAACAUGAAAGUGGUUACAAAGUUUGGUUGGUCAAGAGUGUGGCCGCAUCAAACUAAAUUUUUCUCAUCAAGAUAUAGAACUUCGGGAAUCUUCCAUUUACUUCAUUGCUUAUAAAACAGUUAGGUACCUUAUUUUAGUUUAUGUGGCGAUAUUUCGAUAUAAGUUCAAGAUGUCACAAACAGCAAUUAGUUUAAGUACUCGUAGAUUUUCAGAGUUUUAUUUUAUGCUAGGUUCUUCAUUUUAUAGUAACACAGUAAAUUGUAACAGUUUACAAGUUUUAUAAUAACUUUUGAUUUUUUUUUGUGUGUUCGAUUAGUUCAACUAUUUUUUCUUCUUAUUUUGAACGCUCAUUGUAUUGAACACUCGUUAUAUUUUAGUGAAUAUACUAUAAAAUUCGAUGCGUUACGUUAAAUACUAUAAAAUUUUGUGUUUCAAUGAUAUAUCAUUUUUGUUAAGCUUGCAUGUCGUUGCCUGCAUAAUGAGGUACACGAAGAAUGACGUAUAAUGUGGUUUCAUUCUGCAAAAGUAUGCGCUGCCCCCUAGACUUGUUUGUAAACAGCGAAUUAAAUAUAUUACAGGCUGCCGGGUAAUUCAAUGUAAAAGGUACAACCUCGUAUGUAUCUUGAAGUUUUAACUCACGUCUUUAAACUUUUUGAUAUUGGCUCGAGUAGCCAUUUACUAUGUUACUUUCGACUUAUUCUAAAAAUUGUAUAUCGAUUCUCACUCCAUAAUGGUGCCGUCUAAAUUCAAAAAGUAUGAUAAAACUGUAGCCUCAAGUAUUACUAUUUGUAAGUUCAUGGCGAUAACAAAUAAUAAUUUAAACAAUCAGCACAAUUUGAUAGUUGUUAUUGCUUGUCACCAUAUUCCUCCGACGAAACAUUGUUACGAGUUAUUAUAUAAAUUGCAGAAGAUUAAUUCGUGCCUGAAUCAGAUUGUCAGAUUCAAAAGGUUUCGUCGAUUGCACGUAACAAAUGACACGCCGUUCGAAAGGUUUUCCAUUACAGAGAAAUAAGUUGGUUGUUCCUUACAUUAUAUUUAUCCAUAUAAUUCAAGUGAUUUGUACAAAAUGAAAAUAAAAUGAAACAAUAUUCUUGUA